This is a messenger RNA of Lepus europaeus (European hare), 5253 nucleotides long. It is a transcript of the gene ABTB3, whose product is annotated as ankyrin repeat and BTB domain containing 3. Lineage: Eukaryota; Metazoa; Chordata; Mammalia; Lagomorpha; Leporidae. Gene Ontology annotation, molecular function: protein heterodimerization activity. The transcript has 17 exons. The record is from RefSeq and is a predicted model, not a curated record. The coding region runs from base 67 to 3387 and encodes 1106 amino acids.
GCCCGCUGCCGCUCGCCGCUCCUUCGCCUCGACUCCCCGGCGGCCGCAGCAUGAAGUGGCGCAGAGAUGGCCAGGAGAGGUAAGAAGCCCGUGGUGCGAACGCUGGAGGAUCUGACACUGGACUCGGGUUAUGGUGGCGCGGCGGACUCUGUGCGCUCCUCCAACUUGUCUCUGUGCUGUUCCGACUCGCACCCGGCGUCCCCGUAUGGCGGGAGCUGCUGGCCGCCUCUAGCUGACUCCAUGCACAGCCGGCACAACAGCUUUGACACCGUCAACACUGCCCUGGUGGAAGACUCCGAGGGGCUGGACUGCGCCGGCCAGCACUGCUCGCGGCUGCUGCCGGACCUCGACGAGGUGCCCUGGACGCUCCAGGAGCUGGAGGCGCUGCUGCUGCGCUCGCGGGAUCCCCGGGCAGGCCCCGCGGCCCCCGGCGGCCUGCCGAAGGACGCGCUGGCCAAGCUGUCGAUGCUGGUGAGCCGGGCGCUGGUGCGCAUAGCCAAAGAGGCGCAGCGCCUGAGCUUGCGCUUCGCCAAGUGCACCAAGUACGAGAUCCAGAGCGCCAUGGAGAUCGUGCUGUCCUGGGGCCUGGCGGCGCACUGCACGGCGGCCGCGCUGGCCGCGUUGUCCCUCUACAACAUGAGCAGCGCCGGCGGCGACCGCCUGGGCCGCGGCAAGUCGGCGCGCUGCGGCCUCACCUUCUCCGUGGGCCGCGUGUACCGCUGGAUGGUGGACAGCCGCGUGGCGCUGCGUAUCCACGAGCACGCCGCCAUCUACCUGACGGCCUGCAUGGAGAGCCUCUUCCGGGACAUCUACGCGCGGGUGGUGGCCUCCGGGCUGCCCCGCAGCUGUAGCGGCCCCGGCCCCGGCUCCGGCUCGGGCCCCGGGGCGGCUUCGGCGGCGGAGAAGGAGCGGGAGGCGCCGGGAGCGGGAGCGGCGAGCGGCGGCGCCUGCAGCGCGGCCAGCAGCGCCAGCGGGGGCAGCAGCUGUUGCGCUCCGCCAGCCGCCACCGCCACCGCCACCACCGUCGCCGCAGUCCCGCCGGCCGCCGCCGCCGCCGCCGCCAACCACCACCAUCACCACCACCACGCGCUGCAGGAGGCGCCCAAGUUCACGGUGGAGACGCUGGAGCACACGGUCAACAACGACUCAGAGAUCUGGGGGCUCCUACAGCCCUACCAGCACCUCAUCUGUGGGAAGAACGCCAGCGGGGUGCUGUGCCUGCCGGACAGCCUGAAUCUUCACAGAGACCCCCAGCGCUCCAGCAAGCCGGGAGAACUGCCCAUGUUCAGCCAGUCGGAGCUGCGCACCAUCGAGCAGUCCCUGCUGGCCACCCGCGUGGGCAGCAUCGCGGAGCUGAGUGACCUGGUGUCCCGCGCGAUGCAUCACCUGCAGCCCCUCAAUGCCAAGCACCAUGGCAACGGCACCCCGCUGCACCACAAGCAGGGCUCGCUCUACUGGGAGCCCGAGGCCCUGUACACCCUUUGCUAUUUCAUGCACUGCCCGCAAAUGGAAUGGGAGAACCCCAACGUGGAGCCUUCCAAAGUCAACCUCCAGGUGGAAAGGCCCUUCCUCGUGCUGCCGCCGCUGAUGGAGUGGAUCCGGGUGGCCGUGGCGCACGCCGGCCACCGCCGCAGCUUCUCCAUGGACAGCGACGACGUACGCCAGGCGGCGCGGCUGCUGCUGCCCGGCGUGGACUGCGAGCCGCGCCAGCUCCGGGCCGACGACUGCUUUUGUGCCUCCCGGAAGCUGGACGCGGUGGCCAUCGAAGCCAAGUUUAAACAGGACCUGGGCUUCCGGAUGCUGAACUGUGGGCGCACGGACCUGGUAAAGCAGGCAGUGUCUCUGCUGGGGCCCGAUGGCAUCAACACCAUGAGCGAACAGGGCAUGACUCCCCUGAUGUACGCCUGCGUCCGCGGGGACGAGGCCAUGGUUCAGAUGCUGCUGGAUGCCGGAGCUGACCUGAAUGUGGAGGUUGUCAGUACUUCUCAUAAAUAUCCAUCCGUCCACCCCGAGACCCGCCAUUGGACGGCUCUGACUUUUGCUGUGUUGCAUGGACAUAUUCCUGUAGUUCAGCUCCUCCUGGACGCUGGAGCCAAGGUGGAAGGCUCGGUGGAGACCGGGGAGGAGAACUACUCAGAAACGCCGCUGCAGCUCGCGGCCGCCGUAGGAAAUUUUGAGCUGGUUAGUUUGCUGUUGGAGCGUGGUGCGGACCCCCUGAUAGGAACCAUGUACAGGAAUGGAAUUUCUACAACCCCUCAGGGUGAUAUGAACUCUUUCAGCCAGGCUGCAGCCCACGGACACAGGAAUGUGUUCCGCAAACUGCUCGCUCAGCCAGAAAAGGAGAAGAGUGACAUCCUGUCCCUGGAGGAGAUUCUGGCCGAGGGGACUGACCUGGCGGAGACAGCCCCGCCCCCGCUGUGCGCCAGCCGCAACAGCAAAGCCAAACUGAGGGCCCUGCGGGAGGCCAUGUACCACAGCGCUGAGCACGGCUACGUGGAUGUCACAAUUGAUAUCAGAAGCAUAGGUGUUCCGUGGACACUGCACACGUGGCUGGAGUCUCUGCGGAUCGCCUUCCAGCAGCACCGCAGGCCCCUCAUCCAGUGCUUGCUCAAGGAGUUCAAGACCAUUCAGGAGGAGGAGUACACGGAGGAGCUCAUCACCCAAGGCCUGCCCCUGAUGUUUGAGAUCUUGAAAGCUAGCAAGAACGAAGUGAUCAGCCAGCAGCUUUGCGUCAUCUUCACGCACUGCUACGGGCCGUACCCCAUCCCCAAGCUCACGGAGAUCAAACGGAAGCAGACCUCGCGCCUGGAUCCUCACUUUCUGAACAACAAAGAGAUGUCGGACGUCACCUUCCUGGUGGAAGGAAGGCCAUUCUACGCCCACAGGGUGCUCUUGUUCACGGCCUCCCCGAGGUUCAAAGCACUUCUCUCCAGCAAGCCGACCAACGACAGCACCUGCAUAGAGAUUGGCUACGUGAAGUACCCCAUCUUCCAGCUGGUCAUGCAGUAUCUGUACUACGGUGGCCCAGAGUCACUUCUCAUCAAAAACAACGAGAUCAUGGAGCUCCUGUCUGCAGCCAAGUUCUUCCAGCUGGAGGCUCUGCAGCGACACUGUGAGAUUAUCUGUGCGAAAAGCAUCAACACUGACAACUGUGUGGACAUUUACAACCACGCCAAGUUUCUGGGUGUCACGGAGCUCUCGGCGUACUGCGAAGGCUACUUCCUCAAAAACAUGAUGGUCCUCAUCGAGAACGAGGCGUUCAAACAGCUCCUGUACGACAAGAGCGGCGAGGGCACGGGCCAGGAUGUGCUGCAGGACUUGCAGAGGACGUUGGCCAUCAGGAUUCAGUCCAUCCACUUGUCGUCGUCCAAAGGCUCCGUCGUGUGAGCCGCCCGGUGCACCCAGCACAUCUGGCACACCUGGCCGUUCUCUCUCUGCAUUCUCUUCACCCAAACGCAGACAGAUUCCACCUGGCGGCGGUUUCUGGCUGGGCCAAGGAGCUGCCUCUGUUGCCUCGGCUUCUUCUUGAGGGAGUACAUUCAGCUCCCGUGUGUUCCUGUCGAAAAGCAAAGGACAUCCCAUUGGUCUGCAGAUCCGGUCAGAGCGUGAAGGUCACCACAGGGCAGCCAAGCGAACCCCGAUCAAAAGCGCCCCUGGGUCUUGGAGCCUGGUGCCAGGGACCUCCCGUGGAACGGCAGGACUGAGGCCUAGAGUCCAUUCAGGUUCCAGGUGGACAGUUGGAGGACUUAGCUGUGACCCCGGCAGGCCUCGGCUGACACAGCAAGGACCCUGCUGGCUGCCACUGAGGCAGCACCGAGCACAGCAGCAGGUGGAUGAGGCUACUGCCGGCACUGAGGAGUGAACCUGACACGUUUUUAGGAGUGGGAGCUUUUUAAAACGUUCAAAACAUAACACAAACAGGGCAGUCUUGUAGUUUAAAAUAUAUUUCUAAAAGUGUAACGGUUCAUUUUCAACUGAAUUGUAUUUGGGGAUCUGUGUUUCAGGGUUGUUGUUUUGUUUUGUUUUGUUUUUUCUUUCUUUUUAAACAGUGAGUCACAGGUCCACAGUAUAAACAUGCAUCCGACAAAAUAUUACUGAUAUUCUCUACAAGAUGAAAUAAUCUUGCCUUAGUGAUUAUGGUUACACAAAGAGGUGCACUGCCAAUAAUUAUCUCUUAUUCAGUAGUUGACAACAGCCUGCAUGCUAAUUGUGGUUUCGGGGUGCCAGUAAAACACCCCCACAUGACAAAUCACGCAUUUGCAUGGGCCCAAACCUGUGAACGUUGUGUAUGCUUCAUUUUUGCCAAGGUUAAAAAAAAAAAAAAAACAACAAAAAGCAGUUUCAUCCCUUGUUGCUUAAAGUCCAUUUGGUGAAACUCGCAUAUCCACUUCUUUUCCUAAUUAACGAAUGAUGCUGGGAUGCUUUUACAGAAAUGCACUCAUAGAUGAUGCUAAGCGGGGCGGGGUGGGAGAAGCACGCCAGAGAAUGUACUCUUAGUCCCAGAGUUUUCUCUGUAUUUCUCAGAAGAUGUUCAUAGUUUGUUACUAGCCAGAGAGUAUGACUCUGUUAGAUUAUUUUUCAAGACAUGUAUGAUGGGCUGGAUUCCUGCUGUAUCCUGAGGUUGUACAGUAGAGGGCUGUCUAUAAUGAGAGUUGAUAUAGACAGGAUUCCGUUGGCUCUGCCGUAUAUUCUAUAUAUAUAAGCAAAAGAGAUCGGUGAAGUGCCACAAUAAUUCCAAAUAAUGUUUGAGUUGCCGCCUCCUUUCUCGUCUUUCAUUUGAACCCUGCGGGAGAACCGGGGAGAGCGACUCUCAGUCUCUGGGAUGGCAACGUUUUGCUGAUAACUCUAUUUCCCAGCAUGCUUUGGGGAAGUUGUGCCAGACCCUUGAUCCCCAGGGGGCUGCUGUUCAUCUCCUGUCCUCGCUGCCCGCACCAUUGGCCAGAGGACCCAUGUCGAGUCCGGCCUCCACCACGUGUCUCUGCAGUGGUGGCUUUCCUGGGAUGCUGACCGCAAGGCCUCUCUUCCAUGCGGCCAUGCGCAAACCUCCCCAGCCCUGACCAUCAAAUGAGGAAGGAAGGAAGGCUGCCCCUGGAGGAGUCCCGGGAGCAUGGAGGUCACAGCGCAAGCCUCGAAGCGGCUGCCCGCCUCCUCCACUGCCUCAGAGACGCUGCUCGGGUUUCCCUCGCUGCGCCCUGCUUCUCCGUGAACUGUGGGGCCUAUAGCAGGUGGGCAGCGACUCCCGCGGGGCUGCUG